AUGUUAUCCCAUAUUGUAGCGGUGGGGCAGGUGGGCUAGCUAUUUAUGAGCGCAAAGCACACUGGGAGGGACACUGGGGACAGAUGGUUUUGGCAUCAUUUCACAGGUACCUCCCCAUGCAUUCAUGCAUUGGCCUCUCAAUGUUUUCAUAGUCAUAUCGGCAUUUCAUAUUACUUAGGCAACAACGUUGUAUAGCCAAUUUGUAUAGCUUUUAUGAUAGAUAGCCAAACACAUAUGAUAUUAUAAAAUGUAUUUACAUUUCCUUGCUUCAUAUUCUUUUCAGUUUAAUUUCCAAGGCAAUUGGGUUUGGAUCAUAUUUAUUUCCAACUGGAGGAACAUAUCCAAUUGUAAUGGCAGGUAAGCUAUAAUUGAAUUUAAUUCUCUCAUUCAUACAAGGAUAUCAUCAUAGUGGAGAUGUUUUGUUAGUGUGACUUCUGUGUGUAUUGAAUCUUGAAUUAUGACACUCUUUUUUGAAAUAUAUAGUUAUUAGUAGUUGUUAAUAAGCACGUUAUCGUAUCAUUGUAGUAUGAGUGCACAUUGCUCAACAGUAUGCUUUUAUCAAUCAAGUGCAAAUGUUGUCUUGAUCAGGUUCAACGAUUUGUACUUCAACCCGAAUAUAUUGUCUCCAUUCAAGAAUCUGACUAUUAAGGGAGUUACCAGUAAUUGCUGAACAUCAACGUGAUGGUCCUCUGUAGCUCAAUUGGUAGAGCACGGCGCUUGUAACGCCAGGGUAGUGGGUUCGAUCCCCGGGACCACCCCAUACGUAAAAAUGUAUGCACGCAUGACUGUAAGUCGCUUUGGAUAAAAGCGUCUGCUAAAUGGAAUAUUAUUAUUAUAUUAUAGCUUUUGUCCUUUUUUUUUUUAUUCCCACAGAAAACAAUUUCCCUCCCCUGCCUCGCUUCAUCCCUCUGAGGCCGUGUUUCUAUCAGGACUUCAACGAGAUCCCGGAUGUACAUCGCUCCAUGUGCAAGAAGCUGUACUACCUAUGGAUCUGUGAGUGUGGCCGAUCUCGAACGGCACCCUAUUCCCUAUAUAGUGCACUACUUUUGACCAGGGCACAUAGGGUUCUGGUCCAAACUAAGUAGUGCACUAUGUAGGGAAUAGGGUGACAUCUGGAAGACACCCUGUGAUUAGAGACUGAGGCAUCUGGGGCUGGUUUCCCAGAUAUAGAUAUAUAGCAAGCCUAGUUCUUAUAGACCAUUUUCCAUUGAGAAUGCUUUUAGGUCCUGAACUUGGCUGAAUUUGGGCCUGGGAAACCAGUAUGAAUUGUUCAUAAGGUACUCUUUAUAUUUAAAUACCAGUACUCAUCAUGUAUUAGAGUAUUAAUAUUCUAAAAGAGGUGUCAGUAGAAUAUUAGAGGUGCUGGUGCUCCGUACCGUGCAGCACUGGUUCACUCUAACAAAUCCCUUUACAUACUGUAUUUAAUGUGUAGAUCGCUUAAGUGACGACAUACCGGUAAACUGUUAAGUGUCAUCUGCUACUGUUUGGCCUUUCUUUUUAACGUCACCUGUGUGUGUUUUUACCCCAAAAUAAUAUGGGAAACAAUCACUGGAAUAGCAGGAAGGCUGGUAUAGCUGGUUUGCGACAUUUAGGCAUCCAUCCAAUAAUUUUUUUCCAUCACAAAUAACUUCCGCUAGUUUAAAGCAUCCCAUCUUUAUAUCAUUGGCCUGACAACAAGAACUGAAAAUGAAGCUAAUAGAUCAAUGGUAAACUUUAUAUAUGGAUGAUUGUAUACCUUUCAUUCUAAUUUUCAUUUCACUCAGGCUGGGGAAUAUAAAAGUAAGUCCUGUGAAAUAUAUGUUAGAAAUAGGUAAUCAUUAGUUUGUGCCUCUUAGCCUAGUAGUCAUUGUAUUGUGUGUUGAAUAGAUGACUGAUUGCUUUAGUUUUAGGAUGUCCCAAAUUAUAGCCAAUAUUCUUUAUAGUGCACUACUGUUCUUUAAGACACAGACCAUAACUUGGUCAUAGAGAUCUUUCCUUUAUAUCUCAGAUUCUAAACCAUAAAGCUACCUUUACUGUCCCUGCAGACUCCUAUACAUAAAGCUACCUUUACUAUCUCUACAGACUCCCAUACAUAAAGCUACCGUUACUGUCUCUGCAGACUCCCAUACAUAAAGCUACCUUUACUGUCUCUGCAGACUCCCAUACAUAAAGCUACCGUUACUGUCUCUGCAGACUCCCAUACAUAAAGCUACCUUUACUGUCUCUGCAGACUCCCAUACAUAAAGCUACCGUUACUGUCCCUGCAGACUCCCAUACAUAAAGCUACCGUUACUGUCUCUACAGACUCCCAUACAUAAAGCUACCUUUACUGUCUCUGCAGACUCCCAUACAUAAAGCUACCGUUACUGUCUCUACAGACUCCCAUACAUAAAGCUACCUUUACUGUCUCUGCAGACUCCCAUACAUAAAGCUACCGUUACUGUCUCUACAGUCUCCCAUACAUAAAGCUACCGUUACUGUCUCUGCAGACUCCUAUACAUAAAGCUACCGUUACUGUCUCUGCAAACUCCUAUACAUAAAGCUACCGUUACUGUCUCUGCAACCUCCCAUACAUAAAGCUACCAUUACUGUCUCUGCAAACUCCUAUACAUAAAGCUACCGUUACUGUCUCUGCAGACUCCCAUACAUAAAGCUACCUUUACUGUCUCUGCAGACUCCUAUACAUAAAGCUACCGUUACUGUCUCUGCAGACUCCUAUACAUAAAGCUACCGUUACUGUCUCUGCAAACUCCCAUACAUAAAGCUACCUUUACUGUCUCUACAGACUCCUAUACAUAAAGCUACCGUUACUGUCUCUGCAGACUCCCAUACAUAAAGCUACCUUUACUGUCUCUGCAAACUCCUAUACAUAAAGCUACCGUUACUGUCUCUGCAGACUCCCAUACAUAAAGCUACCUUUACUGUCUCUGCAGACUCCCAUACAUAAAGCUACCGUUACUGUCUCUGCAGACUCCCAUACAUAAAGCUACCUUUACUGUCUCUGCAGACUCCCAUACAUAAAGCUACCGUUACUGUCUCUACAGACUCCCAUACAUAAAGCUACCUUUACUGUCUCUGCAGACUCCCAUACAUAAAGCUACCGUUACUGUCUCUACAGUCUCCCAUACAUAAAGCUACCUUUACUGUCUCUGCAGACUCCUAUACAUAAAGCUACCGUUACUGUCUCUGCAAACUCCUAUACAUAAAGCUACCGUUACUGUCUCUGCAACCUCCCAUACAUAAAGCUACCAUUACUGUCUCUGCAAACUCCUAUACAUAAAGCUACCGUUACUGUCUCUGCAGACUCCCAUACAUAAAGCUACCUUUACUGUCUCUGCAGACUCCUAUACAUAAAGCUACCGUUACUGUCUCUGCAGACUCCUAUACAUAAAGCUACCGUUACUGUCUCUGCAAACUCCCAUACAUAAAGCUACCUUUACUGUCUCUGCAGACUCCAUACAUAAAGCUACCUUUACUGUCUCUACAGACUCCUAUACAUAAAGCUACCGUUACUGUCUGCAGACUCCCAUACAUAAAGCUACCUUUACUGUCUCUGCAGACUCCCAUACAUAAAGCUACCGUUACUGUCUCUGCAGACUCCCAUACAUAAAGCUACCUUUACUGUCUCUGCAGACUCCCAUACAUAAAGCUACCUUUACUGUCUCUGCAGACUCCUAUACAAAUCUGAAGCAACCAAUUAAACUUUACUUGGCUAGAUGAAUCAUCCAAUAACAGACCGUGUUGUUGUAGAAUGAUUACAUUAGGUUCACGUCCUAGACAAUGUAAUUGUACAAACAUGGAAUGGAAAACAGUAACACAAUGGUCCUGUUUAUUAGACAACAAACCAAAGAAAACUGAAACAGGGAGGGACUACCUGGACGUAUCCAAUAAGACACCCUCAUCUUCGCUUUCCAUUUCCAUUGCAUGCCCUAAUGAACAUGACCAAUGCUGCAGUAGUUCAAAUAAUGCAAGGUCGACCAUUUUAAUAUAGUUAUUUUACCUUUUUUCCACCUGUGAUCGUUACAGUUAACAGUGCCACCUUGGCGGUCAAUCUGAUUGGUUGCCUGGCGUGGAUGUGUGGCGGGGGCGGAGCCACUAACUUUGGCAUGGCCAUUCUGUGGCUCAUCCUGUUCACCCCCUGCUCCUACGUGUGCUGGUUCAGACCCAUCUACAAGGCCUUCAAGUAAGUACACCCUUCUUCUGACACCUGGGGUGCGUUCAGUUCGGUUCAACGUUUGCCAAAGUUUGGUCGUUCAGUAACAGUACCGAUUCCAUUGAAAUAAACAUUGAACGCCGUUCUGUCUUACUCAUCGCACGCACCCCACGUUACGUUAUACUGUUAUGGAUGAGGCAGAGAGACGUGAGUCAAGUUAACACACGGUACAUGUUUUAAUGAGAAGAUGAUGGAUUCCACUUCUGACACCAUGUGUUACGUUAUCAUGAGGCAGAGAGGACGUCAGUCAAGUUACAAUAAACCAUUUCUACAGUAGGUUAGAUCCUGGAUUUCUGACUAGAUUUACUUCUCUUCCCCCCUGUAGGACUGACAGCUCGUUCAACUUCAUGGCGUUCUUCUUCGUGUUCAUGGCCCAGGUGGUGAUCAGCAUUAUCCAGUGUAUAGGGAUCCCAGGCUGGGGGGUCUGGUAAGGAUGGAGCCUGUUUCAGUCUGAUGAAGGCCACCGACGGCCAAAACGUCAUGUUUUUAAACUUGAAAUAGCCUACUAAAAACGUUUUAAGUUGUUGGCGAGAGUCGUGCCUAAUGGCUGUAAAAUGAUGGGCCUCUCUCCUCUCUGAGUCUGGUUCCUCUUUAGGCUUCUUCCUUCUAGGGAGCUUUUCCUUGCCAAUGUCGGUGCUCUUUAAUGGGGUCUAGGCCGGGUUACUGUUAACCACUUUGUGACAACAGUUGAUGUAAAAAGGGCUAUACUAUUUGAUUGGUCGCUUGAUUGAUUGACCUGAUUGUCGGCCAUUGGCCUACUGUUUAUAGUGUUAGGGAACCCUGCCUUAGAACAGUCCUCCACUUGUUGUGGUUUUUUUCUUGUUCCUCUUCCUUCCUCCAGCGGCUGGCUGGCGACCAUCACCUUCUUUAGCACCAAUAUAGGCUCUGCUGUAGUCAUGCUGAUCCCCACCAUCAUGUUCACUGCCAUGGCUGUCCUCUCCUUCACCGGGCUCACUAAGGUACUAUAUACACUUUACACUUCAGCACUACCCUAGCACUUUACACGUCAGCACUACCCUAGCACUUUACACUUCAGCACUACCCUAGCACUUUACACUUCAGCACUACCCUAGCACUUUACACUUCAGCACUACCCUAGCACUUUACACUUCAGCACUACCCUAGCACUUUACACUUCAGCACUACCCUAGCACUUUACACUUCAGCACUACCCUAGCACUUUACACUUCAGCACUACCCUAGCACUUUACACUUCAGCACUACCCUAGCACUUUACACUUCAGCACUACCCUAGCACUUUACACUUCAGCACUACCCUAGCACUUUACACUUCAGCACUACCCUAGCACUUUACACUUCAGCACUACCCUAGCACUUUACACUUCAGCACUACCCUAGCACUUUACACUUCAGCACUACCCUAGCACUUUACACUUCAGUACUACCCUAGCACUUUACACUUCAGUACUACCCUAGCACUUUACACUUCAGCACUACCCUAGCACUUUACACUUCAGCACUACCCUAGCACUUUACACUUCAGCACUACCCUAGCACUUUACACUUCAGCACUACCCUAGCACUUUACACUUCAGCACUACCCUAGCACUUUACACUUCAGCACUACCCUAGCACUUUACACUUCAGUACUACCCUAGCACAUUACACUUCAGCACUACCCUAGCACUUACACUUCAGCACUACCCUAGCACUUUACACUCAGCACUACCCUAGCACUUUACACUUCAGCACUACCCUAGCACUUUACACUUCAGCACUACCCUAGCACUUUACACUUCAGCACUACCCUAGCACUUUACACUUCAGCACUACCCUAGCACUUUACACUUCAGCACUACCCUAGCACUUUACACUUCAGCACUACCCUAGCACUUUACACUUCAGCACUACCCUAGCACUUUACACUUCAGCACUACCCUAGCACUUUACACUUCAGCACUACCCUAGCACUUUACACUUCAGCACUACCCUAGCACUUUACACUUCAGCACUACCCUAGCACUUUACACUUCAGCACUACCCUAGCACUUUACACUUCAGCACUACCCUAGCACUUUACACUUCAGCACUACCCUAGCACUUUACACUUCAGCACUACCCUAGCACUUUACACUUCAGCACUACCCUAGCACUUUACACUUCAGCACUACCCUAGCACUUUACACUUCAGCACUACCCUAGCACUUUACACUUCAGCACUACCCUAGCACUUUACACUUCAGCACUACCCUAGCACUUUACACUUCAGCACUACCCUAGCACUUUACACUUCAGCACUACCCUAGCACUUUACACUUCAGCACUACCCUAGCACUUUACACUUCAGCACUACCCUAGCACUUUACACUUCAGCACUACCCUAGCACUUUACACUUCAGCACUACCCUAGCACUUUACACUUCAUCACUACCCUAGCACUUUUCUCACUCUGACUACAGUCUAUGUGAAAUGUGUGGUUCAUGUUACUGUAUGUCAGGGUUCCCCAACUGGCGGCCUACGGGGCCUUAUUUGGCCCAGGUGAUUUUAUUGGCUCCUCAAGUUUUCUGAGCCAAAAAACUAAAAAAAUAUAUAUUUUUGUUGUUGAACAUAAAAGACUGUAAAAACACCAGCAAAUCAUAAUAGAGAUAUAUACUGUAUGUGAUUUGUAUACACAUGUAAGUAAUGAUUUAUGUUUUAGUCAAAUAUUAUAUCUGUUUUGGGCUUCUUGUGGUCAAUUUGCAGUCUACUAAUUAUUUGUAAUUAUGUUCUGGCCCCCCGACCAUGCGCUCAAGAAAAAAAAUCUGCAAGUCUAUGACCUGCCUGAUGGGUUGCUAUAGUAACAGGAAAUCAGAUCUUAUUUAGAGCAAAGACAGUAUUUAUUUCUUGCGACCUUAGUUUGACUUGGCUGUAAUAUAACUCACAAUAUCUCAGGGACUGGCGGUUAAAAAUAAUCCCUUUUGCGAACUCAGGCACAUUUACCCUUCAUUUAUGUUUGAACACUGAAAUGUUAAUUAAUGUCCCAGUUUAAAAUAUAUAUAUCUCUGACUCGUGCAGGUCCACACCAGAGUCGAUGGGCACGUUGAAAAAAUCAUUGUUUUGGCCUGGUCUGGCUUUUUAGCAGUAAUAUGAAUCUCUAACACCAUCUCAAUCUCUCCCUGACUCACUCCAGGUCCACAACAUGUACCGUGGCACUGGGGCAGUAUUAUAUACAGUCUGGUCCAAAAGUCUUGGCAUUAUAUGGUCAUUAUAUGGUAAAAGUAUAUGACAAUAGAGGUCUUUGGCCAUGCACACCAGUGGUGGGGAAGAAAAUAAACAAAGAAAUGGUUAAUUGACCACAAAUUCAACAUUUUGCAAUGGCCAUCUCAGUCUCCAGCCUUGAUCGAACCCCAUUGAAAACCUGUGGUUUGAAUUGAAGAGGGCAGUCCAUAUGAGCAGACGAAGGGUAUUAAGGAUCUGGAAGGAUUCUGUAUGGCGGAACGGUCUAAGAUCCCUACCAAUGUGUUCUCCAAUCUCAUAAAACAUUUUAGAAAAAGGCUGUGUCGUUAUCCUAGCAAGGGGAGGGUUCUGGAGUAUUGAAAACAGGGUUGGCAAUCAUUUUUAGGAGAGCAAAGACAGUAUUAAUUCUCAAGACCUCUGUAUGACUUGCAGUAAUAUAACUCACACGCCAUCUCUCCCUGACAACAUGUACCGUGGCACCGGGACAGUAUUCUGCAUGUCUCUCUCACACACUAACUACAGUAAUAUAACUCACUCUAACACCGUCUCCCUGACUCUCUCCAGGUGCACAACAUGUACCGUGGCACUGGGGGCAGUAUGAGUAAAGCCCAGGAGGAGUGGACCACCGGGGCCUGGAAGAACCCUCACGUCCAGCAGGCAGCGCAGCAGGCCGCUGUAGGGGUGGCGCAGGGAGCCAUGCAGCAGCAGCAACAACAGCCCCAGUACUCACAGGCACCCACCUACAACUACGACGACCCGGGC
This is a messenger RNA of Coregonus sp. 'balchen', 8131 nucleotides long. Lineage: Eukaryota; Metazoa; Chordata; Actinopteri; Salmoniformes; Salmonidae. The record is from the annotation of a GenBank genome assembly.